Messenger RNA from Actinia tenebrosa (Australian red waratah sea anemone), 1209 nucleotides. RefSeq lists its product as uncharacterized. Gene Ontology annotation, cellular component: nucleus. The record is from RefSeq and is a predicted model, not a curated record. Gene Ontology annotation, biological process: positive regulation of transcription by RNA polymerase II. NCBI's taxonomy places the organism in Eukaryota, Metazoa, Cnidaria, Anthozoa, Actiniaria, Actiniidae. Gene Ontology annotation, molecular function: transcription cis-regulatory region binding; protein binding.
AUGGGAGUGGGUGCAAGUAAGAUUCAACCCAUUCCCCCAGUCGUCACUCCUUCACCCACCACACUAGGACUAAAGAAAUACCCUCUUAAAAAGCUGUUGGAUGAGAUGGAACCCAAGAAAAUGCUCUUCCUUGGUGCAAUGGAAGGCAGCGAGAACUUGAUAUUACGAGCAGUAACCCAUGGUGUUGAUGCAAAUGAUGUAGAUUCAAUAACAAAGAUGACGCCUCUACAUUACGCUGCCCGAUACGGCCAUACGCAUGCAUUAGAGGUCUUACUUAAACUUGGAGCCCAAGUCAACAUUCCAGAGAAAUAUGGCUGGCGUCCUGUGCACGAGGCUGCGAUGUAUGGAAGAACUGAAUGCUUAGACUUGUUACUGAGGUGUGGAUCUCACGUCAACGCAAAAACUGGCAAAACAACGAAAGGGAACACACCCUUGCAUUAUGCUGUCAAGUAUGGGCACCUAGAAACUGCACAGUUGUUGGUUGCCUGUGGAGCUAAAGUUAAUAAAUACAACGAAAAUCAUGAGGCGCCAUUACAUAUGGCAGCCAUGCGCAACGAACCGGAAUGUUUGAACUUCCUUCUUCUCAAUGGUGCUAAUGUCAAAGCCCGCACAGUACGAGACGUUGACGCAGCCUUCAUUGCGUCUACCUUGGGCUCGGUACCGUGCCUCCGUGUGCUCCUCAGACACGAUAUUGACCUGAAUGCCACCUAUCAAGGAGGGUAUACAUUGGCGCACAGCGCGGUGAUAAAUGGAAGGAUGGCGUUUUUGGAGACACUGAUAUCACAUGGUGCUGAUAUUGAACAUCGAACAUAUGAAAUAAAACUAACACCCUUACACAUUGGAUCCAGAGUGGGACAGACAAAAUGCAUCAAGGUGUUAUUAAAACAUGGCGCAAAUAUCAACGCUUUGUCGAUCCAGAAUUAUACGCCAUUACACCACGCCAUAAAGCGCUACCAGAAAGACGCUGCUGCAAUACUCAUCCAUGAAGGCGCUGACGUGAACGCGAUAACAGAGGAGGAAAAAUGCACCCCACUGCGCAUGUGCAUCCUGGCUAAAGACAAACAGACAGCCGAGCUACUGAUGAAAAAUGGUGCCGAUCCUACUAUCGAAGAUGUGAACCACAAAACACCAAUAAGAUUGGCUUACGACGAUGAAAUGAAGAAGAUUCUUACUAAAGACUAUUCUAAGAAAGAAGGACAAAAUACUUAA